UGCGGCUAGGGUUUGUACGUCCUCAUACACUUCUUCUUCCCCUUCGUCUCCGCCGCCGCCGCCGCCGCCCCGCUGAAACCGUAGCAUCCUGCGCCCCGACCUCCAGAGCCAUGCCGAUGCGGUCCGGCAGGCGAGUCUUGUAGCCAGAAGGGUCAGUUCCCCAGUCCUCACCCACAAGUACGCGAGCGCAGUGUGACUUUUGCCGCCGCUGUCUCCAUGGCGACCAUGAACCCCUUUGACAUCCUGGGUGCCGACGACAACGACGACCCCACGCAGCUGCUGGCCGCUGCCGCUGUUGCGAAGCAAAAGGCCGAGACGAAGAAGUCGGCAGCAGCGACCGCCGGAAAGGGCGCGCAGCCAGCCACCGCCAAGUUGCUAACCAAGCCUGCGCCCCCUGCGCAGGCCGUGAGGGAUUCCCGCAGUGGUGGUGCACCCUCCCGUGGAGGAUUCGGGCGCGGUGAACGUGGCCGUGGCAGAGGCGGGCGAGGGUAUGGCCAGAACCGUGAGUUUGGCAGCGAAGACGCCAAUGGGUUUCAGGGGGGAUAUGGUGCUGGAGGUGGUGCCAGAGCUGGAGGUGAAGGCGCCCAGGACAGGGAGAGGGGCCCUCAGCCACCCUACCGUGGAGGCGGUGGCCGGCGGGGUGGUUACCGUGAUGGUGAGUUUGGUGAUGACUCUGAGAGGCCGCCUCGGAGGACCUAUGAGCGUCACAGCGGUACUGGCCGUGGGUAUGAAGUGAAGCGUGAGGGUGCAGGCCGCGGGAACUGGGGAACUACCACUGAUGAAAUUAUUGCCCAGGAAACUGAGGAAGGCCUGAAGCUGGAUGCCCCUGUUCCUGAGAAGCAGGAUGCACAGGAGGAUGCUCCACAGGCAGAGGAGAACAAGGAUAAUAAGGAUGCCACUGUGAAUGAGGAAGAAGAGAAGGAAGAGGAUAAGGAGAUGACUCUUGAGGAGUUUGAGAAAAUAAGGGAGGAAAAGCGGAAGGCACUUCUUGCCUUAAAGACUGAAGAGAGGAAGGUUGAAGUUGAUAAGGAUCUGCGGUCUAUGCAGCCACUUUCCACCAAGAAAGGGAAUGAUGAUGUUUUCAUAAAAUUGGGUUCCGAUAAGGAUGCGCUGAAGAAGAAAGAAAAUGCUGAACGUGCUAAGAAGUCUCUGAGCAUCAAUGAGUUCUUGAAACCUGCUGAAGGAGAAAGGUACUAUGGUGGCCGUGGUCGUGGCAGGGGCCGCGGGGACCGUGGGGGGUUCAGAGGGGGAUAUGGUGGGGGUUAUCGCGCUCCACCGGCUGCUCCUGCAAUUCAAGACCAAGCCGAAUUCCCGUCGCUUGGUGGGAAGUGAAACACAUCUACUGCCUCAAACACCGUAUCAUCUUUGCUGUCAACAUCGAGUUUUGUUCAUCCGCAGGUCACUGUCCCAAUGCGAAUCGGGCAAAUAAUGGUGUCGCACGUUGUUUACUCUCCGCUGUGUCAGUCGACUUUGUAUAUCAGAGUUGCUUGCCAGAAUUUUGUAGGCUAUUAUCAAUACCCCGCUUUCUCGCCGACUCA
Messenger RNA from Phragmites australis (common reed), 1538 nucleotides. RefSeq names its product RGG repeats nuclear RNA binding protein A-like. The record is from RefSeq and is a predicted model, not a curated record. Gene Ontology annotation, cellular component: cytoplasm; nucleus. Gene Ontology annotation, molecular function: RNA binding. The transcript is spliced from 6 exons. The coding region runs from base 217 to 1332 and encodes 371 amino acids. NCBI's taxonomy places the organism in Eukaryota, Viridiplantae, Streptophyta, Magnoliopsida, Poales, Poaceae.